GGAACAAGUUUCAAGCCUCCUCUCCCUCCGCAAGCACCAAGAUUUCUUCACAACCAAAAUUCAGAGCAGCAGGCAGUUGAGCUGAUCGAGUGAGCGAAUCAGCCCGAGCUUCCUUUAGUGGUUGGAUUAAUUGUCGGAUCGAACCGAUGAUGAGCGGCGGACAGGAGCUGCAGCUGCCGCCGGGGUUCCGGUUCCACCCGACGGACGAGGAGCUGGUCACGCACUACCUCUGCCGCCGCUGCGCCGGCGCGCCCAUCGCCGUCCCCAUCAUCGCCGAGAUCGACCUAUACAAGUUCGACCCAUGGCAGCUACCAAAGAUGGCGCUGUACGGCGAGAAGGAGUGGUACUUCUUCUCCCCGCGCGACCGCAAGUACCCCAACGGGUCCAGGCCCAACCGCGCCGCCGGGUCCGGGUACUGGAAGGCCACGGGCGCCGACAAGCCCGUCGGCACGCCCAGGCCGCUCGCCAUCAAGAAGGCGCUCGUCUUCUACGCCGGCAAGGCGCCCAAGGGCGAGAAGACCAACUGGAUCAUGCACGAGUACAGACUCGCAGACGUCGACCGAUCAGCACGAAAGAAGAACAGCCUCAGGUUGGAUGAUUGGGUCCUGUGCCGCAUCUACAACAAGAAGGGCGGGCUGGAGAAGCCGGAGCCCGCGGAGGAGCGGAAGCCGGUCUUGUCAAGCAGUUACGCCGGCCAUGGCUCCAUGGUGAGCUCCCCGCCGGAGCAGAAGCCCGUGCUAACGGGGAUGAUGAACACAAACGGAGGCGUGCCGGCGUUCCCUGACUACGCGGCGUACUAUGACCGUCCGUCCGACUCGAUGCCGCGGCUGCACGCGGACUCGAGCUGCUCGGAGCAGGUGCUGUCGGGCGGCGGCGGGGAGGUGCAGAGCCAGCCCAAGAUCACCGAGUGGGAGCGCUCGUUCUCGACUGCGGCCGACCCCGUCAAUCCGGCGGCUGGCGGGCUCGGCCUCGGCGGCGACCCUCUACUCCAGGACAUCCUCAUGUACUGGGGCAAGCCGUUCUAGGCAGCAGCAACGAAGCGCGAUCGGUUGAUCCAUCGAAGCGCGUACCUUUGGCGUUUGUGGUGGUGGCAUUGGGGCGAUGAUGCGGGCGAGCCGCCGUUCCUGACCUGAUGAACAGGACAUAAUUUAUUGAGAUAUUAGCUUGGAAAAUGAAGACGAAAAAUCAGGUGCUUGAUGACGACUGGGAAGGCGGCGAUGAUAUCGUGCGUGGGUCCCCGUGCCCUUGUCUACACAUGAUGCGGAAAUGCAUGAAAGCAUUUCAUCACUGGGAGGUUGUGCGAGUGUAGCAUGUGUGUGUAUAUGUGUACAUACAUGGGACAUACAUGAUUGAGUCGGUGCAGGGUAUUCCUUCUCCUGUUUCUUCAUUGGUUAUUAGUAGUUCAGGGGUUCGUCGAUAGUACGACGGUAAUUUAUGCCAGCGGCCACUGUGUGCUGCCAGAAUUCAGCAGUACGUGGUGGUAGCGAUGGUAGUGUAAGCCAUUCAUCAAAUGAAACUGAAUAAUACUCAUAAUGCAGUUGUUGUUGA
Molecule: messenger RNA, 1548 nt
Organism: Lolium perenne
Lineage: Eukaryota; Viridiplantae; Streptophyta; Magnoliopsida; Poales; Poaceae
Product: NAC domain-containing protein 48
Biological process (GO): regulation of DNA-templated transcription
Molecular function (GO): DNA binding
Source: RefSeq, a predicted model, not a curated record